This is a messenger RNA of Peromyscus eremicus (cactus mouse), 2217 nucleotides long. Its product is annotated as polycomb group RING finger protein 6-like. Gene Ontology annotation, cellular component: PRC1 complex. The transcript is spliced from 3 exons. Lineage: Eukaryota; Metazoa; Chordata; Mammalia; Rodentia; Cricetidae. Gene Ontology annotation, biological process: regulation of transcription by RNA polymerase II. The record is from RefSeq and is a predicted model, not a curated record. The coding region runs from base 400 to 1302 and encodes 300 amino acids.
CCCUCUCGUCGCCACUCCGCUCUGUUCUACUUGGCUUUGUGCUCAGCCUCCGGAGUCUCUGAGUCUCACGGUCUUCAACUCGAGGUCUCAUCUGGCCCCACGGUCUAGCCUCGCAUCAAGGUCAGUUUGCCUCCUCUCGGGUCUCACUGCCUCUCGGUCUCACCGCCUCUCGGUCUAGCCUCGGAGCGAGGUCAGUUUGCCUCGUCUCGGUCUAGGUCGUCUCAUCUUGGUCUCACCUUGUCUCGGUCUCCUCACUUCGCAUCUCGGCCUCGCGUCUGGGUCUCACCUUGUCUUGGUCUCCUCCAUCUCGGUCUCGCCUCGUCUCGGUCUCGCCUGCCUGUGUGGUUUCGCUUCCUCCUUUAUCUCUUCUCCACAGAUUGGUGCUCUGCCCCAUCAGCCAUGGAAAGUGACCUAGUGGAUCCAGAGGGCAGCCUGGAUGCUGCCACAGUGGAAGGAGCAACGGCCUUGUCACCCCCACUCCAGGCCCCGCCUGCCGUAACUUCCACAGCGCGCUCAGUUGCCAGGCAGAGCCCGUCUGCCCAGAGCAAGACAAGGACUCAAGACCGGUCAGGAUCCAGGCUUCCUAACCGGGAGAGGGAAGGGGCCAGUCGGGAGGAGCGCCUCGUUCCUCUCUCGGAGCUGACUCCGUACAUCUCCUGUUCUGUUUGCAAAGGUUAUUUAAUAGAUGCAACAACCGUUACAGAAUGUCUUCAUGCCUUCUGUAAAAGUUGCAUCAUAAAACAUUUUGAACUUAGCAACAGAUGUCCAAAAUGCAAUAUUGUAGUGCACGAGGCCAAACCUCAUAAUCACCUGAGGUCGGAUCCACAAUUACAAGCCAUAGUGUACAAAUUAGUGGCAGGUCUAGAGGAAAAAGAAAAAAAGCAAAGGCAAGAAUUCUAUAAAGGAAAUUAUUUGGAAACACCAAAACCUGAUGCUGUUCCACAGCCAAGCCCUUCGAGCGAAGGGAACACUGAGGAUCUUGAGGAAUUGUGCCUUAGUUCACAUGAACCUAGUAUUUCUUUAGUGCUAGAGUCUAUGGGCACUGAGCAUUUUAAACCACUGCAAAUGAAGUUUGUGCAAAUCUCAGGAAAUACAACCAUUGGACAGAUAGAAAAAUUUCUCAAAAGAAAAAUGGGCCUUGCUGAAGCUUAUCGGGUAGCUAUCACAUGCGGUGGUCAGUUGCUGAAGGACUUUCAAACUCUACAAGAAGUCCAGUGUACAGUAGGGGAUGCUGGGAUGCAGGGUGGUCUGUUAGUCCUUUAUUACAGUAUUGUGCUUUCUCCUCUGAAUGUGACUUGCUAGGGGUAGUAUGAAAGUAAGAAGGCCUCUGCAGAACUGCAUCUUACUGAAGAGUUCUAGAAAAUAUGGAAUCAUUAGACUUUGUACUGUUUCUGAUACACCUGUAUCCAGCAUCCUAGCAUUUAUAGGUACAGCUUGGGACAGUGGGAUACAAGACAUUGACUUUUUAAAUUCCUUGGGAUUCCAAGAACUGUGAAGUUGAAUGUUGCAUCUCAUCUUUGAGAUAAGUUGUUGACAGUUUUCUUUUUGGUUGAGCCUGUUCUCGUUCAAUUUGGUUGAGAUUCUGCUGUCUGCAAUGGCUUCCAGUAGUAGAUGUUUUAGAAAAUACAUACUAGAGGUUCAAGGCCAGUCAUCCAUAAAUUGCAGCGUAAACUCACAAAGACUACAACUUUUUUGCUACUUUUGUAUGUUGUCAUCAUAUUUUGAAGUUAACCUGUUUUUGUAACUGACAUCAAUCCUGAAGAGACGUUAUUCAAUUCUAAAAGUUGACCGCUCCCUUUCAUGCUGUGCUACCUGACCAUAGUCCCAAAUCAACAGGAACAAGCAACUAGUGGAUUGGAACUAUGCAAACUGUUUUCAGUAUGAUGCAUCCAGAUUUGUACAACACCCUGGUGUCUACCUCCCUAUGGGACAGCUCACAAGCACUUUGCUCAGGAGAAGACACCCGUAGCUGGCAUCCACUGUACAGACAGGCUACACGAAGGACCUCUUAGUUACAGCAUGACCCCACCGAGCGUUGGCAGCGAUGCCAGCCUAGUUGAUUUUGCUAUUUGGAUUUUUGUCUGUUUUAGUUGUUUUGUCUUUUUCCCUGCCCACUGCUUGAGCAAGUGUGUAUUAUACAGGCCAGUGCCCUUGGCCUGCGGUUGCUGUCUUUUCUCUUAAGUUUGAAGUAAUACAAACUGAUUCUGUUACUUCGUG